AUGGCAGAUUCUUCAUCUUUGGCAUUGCAGUCUUGCCAUUGGAGACACCAUGUGUUCCCAAGCUUCAGUGGCAAAGACGUUCGUAGAACCUUUCUUAGUCACCUUCUCAAGGAGUUUCGGCGAAAGGGAAUCCGCACCUUCAUAGAUAAUGAUAUCAAGAGAAGCCAAAUGAUCGGUCCUGAACUCGUUAAAGCUAUCAGAGAAUCUAAGAUUGUCGUUGUUGUGUUAUCGCGAACCUAUGCAUCUUCAAGCUGGUGUUUGAAUGAGUUGGUGGAGAUCAAGAAAGCUAGCAAGAAGGUCAUGCCGGUUUUCUACGAGGUGGAUCCAUCUGAUGUGAGGAAACUAAGGGGAGAAUUUGGAAAGACGUUUGAGGAAGCAUGUAUAGGAAAAUCCGAGGAAAUGAAGCAGAGUUGGAGAGAAGCUUUGGUCUAUGUGGCUAACAUAGCCGGACAAUCUUCUCAAAACUGGGACAAUGAAGCAUAUAUGAUUGAAAAGAUUGUUAUGAGCAUUUCAAAUGAAUUGAAUUCUAUACCAUCACGAGAUUCCGACAAUCUGGUUGGAAUCGACGCUCAUAUGAGAGAGAUGGAUUCUUUGUUGUGUCUGGAAUCAACUGAAGUGAAGAUGAUGGGGAUUUGGGGUCCUGCAGGUAUUGGCAAGACAACAAUUGCCAGAGCUUUAUUCAACCGGCUCUCUGAAAACUUCCACCACACUAUCUUUAUGGAGAAUGUUAAGGGAAGUUAUUGGAGAUCGGAACUCGAUGGCUAUGGCUUCAAGUUGCGUUUGCAAGAACAGUUUCUCUCUGAAGUUAUUGAUCAUAAGCAUAUGAAGAUACAUGAUUUAGGUACGGUAAAGGAAAGAUUGCAGGAUCUGAAAGUUCUUGUUGUUCUUGAUGAUGUUGAUAGACUAGAACAACUUGAUGCUUUGGUGGAACAAUCUCAGUGGUUUGGCUCUGGAAGUAGGAUCAUCGUGACCACGGAAAACAAACAGCUUUUGAGAGCGUAUGGGAUCAAGCUUAUAUACGAGUUGGGUUUUCCAUCUAGAAGUGAAUCUCUUCAGAUUUUCUGCCACUAUGCGUUUGGACAAAGCGCUGCACCAGAUGGUUGUAUCGAGCUCGCCACUGAAAUAACAAAGCUUGCUGGCUAUCUUCCCCUAGCUCUCAAGGUUUUGGGGUCAUCUUUGCGAGGGAUGAACAAAGACGAGCAGAAAUCAGCAUUGCCUCGACUCAGAUCCAGUCUCAAUGAGGAUGUUAGGAAUGUUUUACGAGUCAGUUAUGAUGGUUUACAUGAGAAGGAUAAGUCCAUAUUCCUUCACAUUGCGUGUUUAUUUAGUCGUGAGAAUGUCGAUUAUGUGAAGCAGCUGCUUGCAAGUUCUGGCCUGGAUGUAAACUUUGGGAUACAAGUCCUAGCCAAUAGAUCUCUCAUAUACAUAUCGAGAUGCAAUCACACCAUUAUGAUGCACAGUUUGCUAGAACAAUUGGGUCGAGAAGUUGUUUGUGAACAAUCUUUUGACGAGCCUGGAAAACGCCAAUUCUUGGUGGAUGCUUCAGAUAUCUAUGAUGUUCUUGCUGAUAACACAGGCACUGGAGCUGUUUUGGGCAUAUCUUUGGACAUCUCUAAGAUCAGUGAAUGGUUUCUGAAUGAAAGAUCUUUUGGUGGGAUGCAUAAUUUGAUGUUUCUAAAAUUGUACAAGACGUCCUCUUCGAGUAAAAAUCAAACGGAGCUGCAUUUACCUCGAGGCUUGGAUUAUCUGCCCCGUAAACUCAGGCUGUUGCAUUGGGAUGCAUACCCCAUGACAUCAAUGCCUCCGAGUUUCCGUCCAGAGUUUCUUGUUGUGCUAAAUUUAAGAGAGAGCAAACUUGAGACGCUCUGGGAAGGAAUACAACCUUUAAGAAGUCUGACGCAUAUGGAUUUGAGUAUGUCUGAAAAUCUAAAAGAGAUUCCAGAUCUUUCAAAAGCAGUGAAUAUCGAGGAACUCUGUCUCAGUUAUUGCAGAAGCUUGGUGACGUUACCUCCCUCGAUCAAGAAUCUUAAAAAACUGCUUGUUCUUGACAUGGAAUGCUGCUCAAAGAUGGAAAACUACAAUAGAAGAAGUUCCGACAACAAUCGCGUCUUGGCCGAAUCUGGCAGCAUUGGACAUGUCAGGCUGCAAGAACCUCAAAGAAUUUCCAUGUCUACCGGAAACUAUAGAAUGGUUGGAUUUGAGCAGGACAGGAAUCGAAGAAGUCCCAUUUUGGAUCGAGAAUCUCUUUCGGCUCAACAAACUAUUGAUGAACAGCUGCAUGAAGCUAAGAAGCAUCUCUUCUGGGAUUGCUAA
This is a messenger RNA of Arabis nemorensis, 2313 nucleotides long. Lineage: Eukaryota; Viridiplantae; Streptophyta; Magnoliopsida; Brassicales; Brassicaceae. The record is from the annotation of a GenBank genome assembly.